AUGGGGAUAAAGCCGUGGAACGUCUGCUGCCUGAUCCUACUGUGUGCAUCGCUCUCCAGGGAGGACGAGGUGCAGGAUCCCAAAGAAGAGGCGGCUCAGCUCAUCGCCAAUAUCAAGAUGGUAGAUGACGUCAAUGACAUCAUCAACUUCAAUGACCUGCGGCAGAGGAGAGUCUUCUUCACCAGGGACUGUGAGGAGCUCUACCUCUUGGGGCACAGGAAGAGCGGACUCUACGUGAUCCACCCCGAGGGCUCCCCUUAUCUCGUGGUCCAGUGCUACAUGUUCGACUGCGGGGGAUGGACGGUCAUCCAACGCAACAGCUACAACACGGAGAUCACCUGGAGCGAAACCUGGACGGCGUAUAAAUACGGCUUCGGGAACAUCGAGCUGGAUCACUACCUCGGCAAUCGCUUCAUCAACCUGUUAACCGCGCAGAAGUGGAACAAAGUCCGCUUCCUGCUGGUGGAUUCAGAGAACCGGUCCCGGUUCGCCGACUACGACAGCAUCUACCUGACCAACGAAACCGACAAGUACCGGCUGAGGUUGGGGACGUACGCAGGAGACGCCGGGGACGCCAUGACGUCCGGGACCUAUAAAAACAUACACGACAACAUGAGGUUCUCCACUUUUGACGGCGACAACGACCGGCUGUACAACACGAACUGCGCCAAUGAGUUCGGAGGCGGCUGGUGGUUCGACGCCUGCUACGACGCUCAUCUCAACAGCAGGGGGCGCCUGCACUGGAAACCGCUGUGCGACCACAACUGCAGGAGCUCGCUCAUCCUCAUACGACCCGUACAUAUGUAUUGUAACCGCGUGUAGACAAAGUACCGACCGGGCUCUGCUACAU
Messenger RNA from Hyla sarda, 850 nucleotides. Its product is annotated as fibrinogen-like protein 1-like protein. The record is from RefSeq and is a predicted model, not a curated record. The transcript is spliced from 2 exons. The coding region runs from base 1 to 822 and encodes 273 amino acids. Lineage: Eukaryota; Metazoa; Chordata; Amphibia; Anura; Hylidae.